Molecule: messenger RNA, 1930 nt
Organism: Rhincodon typus (whale shark)
Lineage: Eukaryota; Metazoa; Chordata; Chondrichthyes; Orectolobiformes; Rhincodontidae
Gene: mtfmt
Product: mitochondrial methionyl-tRNA formyltransferase
Exons: 9
Coding region: 491-1708 (405 amino acids)
Biological process (GO): biosynthetic process; conversion of methionyl-tRNA to N-formyl-methionyl-tRNA
Cellular component (GO): mitochondrion
Molecular function (GO): methionyl-tRNA formyltransferase activity
Source: RefSeq, a predicted model, not a curated record
AUCCCCUCCCUAACUCCCCACCUACACUCACCUUUACUGGCUCCAUCCCCGCCUCUUCGACCUGUUUGUUUCCUCUCCACCUAUCCUCUCCUCUAUCCAUCUUCUAUCCGCCUCCCACUCUCUCCCUAUUUACUUCGGAACCCCCUUCCCCUCCCCCUUUUCUGAUGAAGGGUCUAGGCCCGAAACGUCAGCCUCUCUGCUCCUAUGAUGCUGCUUGGCCUGCUGUGUUCAUCCAGCCCUGCACCUUGUCUCCUUACCUUUAAACCUGAUUAUUUGGGUCUAAGCCCCACCUGCAGAAGUGAAGCCCUUGGAAUUGCAGCACAACCCAUUCUCGUUUUACCGGAACCUUUAUCUUCUGCGGAGGGCAGCGAGGGAAGGACGUCAGCAAAGGACCAGAAAUCAGAAGAUGUCCCUGUGGUAAAGAUGGCGGCGCCUUGCGGUGCCGGAGCCUGAGGUCGAGCUGGAUUUCGGUGUCUUUGGGUCGUGGGGAAUGUGGAGACCAGCAUCGGGCCUGGCCUGGGCUGCAGCCCGGACCUUCCCUCGCAUGGGGAAGACGGUGAAUCGCUUGUUUUGUGCGGGGAGGAUAGGCGCUCACCUGGAGAAAGAGUGCGGCCGCCGGCAGGGCCGAACCGCGCCUCCUUGGAGGAUUCUCUUCUUUGGAACCGACGAGUUUGCUCAGCGAGUGCUGGAGAAAUUGCAUCCGUCCAGUAGAUUCUUGAAAACUGGAAAGAUGCUGGUACAACAGCUGGAAGUUGUUACUUUGCCUGCCACUAAAUCAGCUGAACUCCCUGUGAGAAAAUAUGCCUUGAUGAAUCAGAUUUCAGUUCAUGAUUGGCCUUACUUCGCACCAAAUGAUUAUUUUGACGUUGGCAUAAUUGUAUCAUUUGGGAAUCUACUCAGUGAGACACUCAUACAGCAAUUCCCAUAUGGAAUAUUGAACCUACAUCCCAGUCUCCUUCCCAGGUGGAGAGGCCCUGCUCCGAUUUUUCACACACUGAUUCAUGGAGAUCAGGUGACAGGGGUGACUAUUAUACAGAUCCGACCAACAAGGUUCGAUGUUGGCCCCAUUGUAAUGCAGCAAGAAUGUGCUGUUCCUCCAAGAUGUACCGCUGAUGAAUUGGGAGUGAUCUUGGCAGAAACAGGGGCUGAAAUGCUUCUUUCAACUUUGGAAAGUCUUCCAGAACUUGUCAAGAAUGCAAGGGAACAAUCCAAGGAGGGUAUUACAUUCGCUCCUAAGAUUAAUGUUGGUAUGAGUUGGGUGAAUUGGCAGGAACAGACAUGGGAGGAGCUUGAUCAGAUAUAUCGAGCAAUAGGAUCCAGGAUUCCUCUACGAACACUGUGGAUGGACAAAACUGUGAAGCUAUUGGAUUUAGUGGAUGUGCGAGAAAUUCCUGUUUCACUGGCUUUCACACCGGAACAAUUAAUCCCUGGGACUAUCCACUUCCACAAGGAAUCAAACACACUUCUGGUGCGUUGCAAGAAUGGCUGGUCAGGCUUCAAGCUGGUGGUGCUGAAGAAGGUUCUCUCGGCUGCUGAUUUUUAUAAUGGGUACCUCCAUCCAUACUUUCGAAAAGGAAGUAAAAUAAAUCAAACAGCGACUAGAUUUCAAACCCACAAACCUGAAAAAAAGCCCAAAGCAAAACUGUCCAAAAGAACUGGAAUGUCACUUGAUGUUAAUAAUUUAAAUGAUUCUGUUUUGUAUAAUUAAACCUCAGUGCUUUUUAAAUGCUUCAUUUUAUAUGUCAAGUAAUACUGUGACUUGGGUGGUCUGCAUACCUUAACUCAAAGUCAGCUGUGCCUGGUGGUUCAAGAAGCAAGGCAGAGACUUGGUGCUGCAGUGGAUCAACAGCUGAAUCUCGAGCAUGACAAAACUAUUCGAUAACUUGGUCGGAAAAGUGACUUCUAGCAUCAUUAAAAAACAUUAACAUGA